GGAUGGUGUUCUCCCCCACGUCGUGUGACUCCGAGAACUCCUUUUAAGCAGUAGGGGGGGCCUGCCCUGUCUGGGGGGGCGUGGCCAGCGAUGGAGAGCAGCAUGGAUUCCCGACUCACUGGGAAGAGAAUGGGUUCUGUCAGCAGUAUUGUCGCCUCUGCCAGGCUGGAGUCGUACGAAGCGGCGGAUAAGAAGUGCAUUUCUGACGUGAGGAGGACCUUCUGCCUCUUCGUGACCUUUGACCUGCUGUUCAUCACCAUGCUCUGGAUCAUAGAGCUCAAUGUGAAUGGCAGCAUUCAGGCACAGCUGGAAAAAGAGGUUCUGCAAUAUGACUACCAUGCCUCUUUCUUCGACAUUUUUCUUCUGGCUGUCUUCAGGUUCUCUGCUCUUAUCUUGGCUUACGCCAUCUGUAAGCUCCGUCACUGGUGGGCCAUCGCUAUCACCACUGCAAUCAGCUGUGCCUUCCUGAUUGUAAAAGUCAUUUUGUCAAAGUUGUUGAGUCAGGGGGCGUUCGGGUACCUGCUGCCCAUCAUGUCCUUCGUGUUGGCCUGGAUCGAGACGUGGCUGCUCGACUUCAAGGUGCUGCCUCAGGAGGCCGAAGACGAGAUCAGAUAUCAGCCCUUCGUGGACUCGGUAGAGCGCACGCCUGUCAUGGGUCCAGGGCCUCUGUCCGACAGACAGACGGACGGACAGUUCUACUCUCCACCGGAGUCACUGGCAGACUCCGACGAGGAGCUGGAGGACAAACAUGACCCAGAGAAAGGGCUGAUUCAUCAGGUGACCUAACAGUUGGUCUGGGGCGACGCAGCAGAAACCACUUCCUCUUCUUUCCAGCCUCACCUUGUUUUUGUUUUUUGUUGCCUCUGUCAGACCGGCUCAUCCUCAAGAUGAACUCUGCCUUACAUCCUCUACAUUUUUUGUUAUUUUGUAUUUUUUUUAAAAGUGGCCAUAAAAACACCUCAUUUCCUUCACGUGAACUUUGAAAAAAAAUGCUGCUUAUGAAGCUGUUAUAUGUCAUGAUUUGUGCUUAAUUUGAGAAUUUUUGUCUACAUUUACGGAUUUUCAGAGGGAUUUUUUUUAAAAAAGCACUUUGAGUUCAGCUGAAUCCAGCUCUUUUAAACGCAGUAUUCCUGAUUGAACGUUAACUGUGUCACUGUCACUAUGAUGUUUACUGUUUUCACCUGCCUGCUUUGAAUUCACUGUAAAGGAUUAAAGCUGCUCGCACUCUGGAAAAUGAAGAAAACGCAGCAGCAGCGGAAACUUGCAUGGACGCUUCACGAAUGUUGUUUACUUUAUGACAAAGAAAAAAAAGCAUUGUGUGAAAUGAAAAAAUGAUGCAUUUAUUUAAGCUCCUGCAGGAUAUCUGGAGCUGCUAUAACAGAGGAAACGUAGAAACGUUGAUCCACGCUUUGUAGGCUCACAGCUCACUUUUCCAUGAGAAGAAUCUGUUCAAGAUGCAACCAUUAAAGUGUGAAACUUUGUGUUUUUCAUA
This is a messenger RNA of Oryzias melastigma (Indian medaka), 1492 nucleotides long. RefSeq names its product STARD3 N-terminal like (gene stard3nl). The record is from RefSeq and is a predicted model, not a curated record. NCBI's taxonomy places the organism in Eukaryota, Metazoa, Chordata, Actinopteri, Beloniformes, Adrianichthyidae.